Galeopterus variegatus (Sunda flying lemur) is the source of this 750-nucleotide messenger RNA. Its product is annotated as ectodysplasin-A-like. NCBI's taxonomy places the organism in Eukaryota, Metazoa, Chordata, Mammalia, Dermoptera, Cynocephalidae. Bases 236 to 724 code for a protein of 162 amino acids. The record is from RefSeq and is a predicted model, not a curated record. The transcript is spliced from 2 exons.
UCCGCGGGCCGAGCCUCCCCUCUCUCCCACCCCUUCUCCUCUCUUUCUCACCCCUCGGAGUGGAGCGGCCCAUGCGGCUGCUCCCUGCUCCGUCCCGCCCAGCCACUGUCGUGCAGGAACGGGUCCCUGCAGCCCCCAGUCGAUGGCAGGACAGUAGCCGCCUGUCAGGGGUCGUGAACGGCUGAGGCAGACGCAGUGGCUCCCGGGCCUCAGAGAGUGGGUGUCUCCGGAGGCCAUGGGCUACCCCGAGAUAGAGCGCAGGGAACCUCUGCCCGCUGCAGCGCCGCGGGAACGGCGGAGCCAGGGCUGCGGCUGUCGCGGGGCCCCUGCCCGGGCGGGCGAAGGGAACAGCUGCCGGCUCUUCCUGGGCUUCUUUGGCCUCUCGUUGGCUCUCCACCUGCUGACGUUGUGCUGCUACCUAGAGUUGCGCUCCGAGCUGCGGCGAGAAAGGGGAGCCGAGUCCCGCCUUGGCGGCCCGGGCACCUCUGGCACCCUGAGCAGCCCCAGUGGCCUCGACCCUGCCCAUCUCAUCACCCGCCACCUCGGGCAACAGUCACCUCAGCAACAGCCCUUGGAACCGGGAGAAACCACACUCCCCCCUGACUCCCAGGACGGGCACCAGCGCGGGGUCUUGUGCGCUUACCAGAACGUGGGCUUGUUCACACUUACCUGCUAUUUGAGACUGAUUGUCCUCGGCGUUCUAAGUGAGGAUCAGCGCCCCUGAGGAAUUCUGGUAGAAAUAUGCCGUCU